Messenger RNA from Plectropomus leopardus (leopard coralgrouper), 7275 nucleotides. RefSeq names its product poly(rC) binding protein 3 (gene pcbp3). The record is from RefSeq and is a predicted model, not a curated record. Lineage: Eukaryota; Metazoa; Chordata; Actinopteri; Perciformes; Serranidae. Gene Ontology annotation, molecular function: RNA binding.
CUGAUCUGUGUCUGUGUGAGACCACAUUGCUCUGGUGCCCUGUAUGCCCUGGAAACACAACGCCCAGCGCAAAUCUGGUGACUGGCUGGCUGGAAUACCACCCUACCCCUUCUCCUUCUGAGGACAUCCCAUUCCAGGACGGUGCUUCACUCUUACUUCCCCUCAGCAUGGAGCCAACCAAAGUCCAGUCAGAGGGUGGCCUCAAUGUCACCCUGACCAUCCGCCUCCUCAUGCACGGAAAAGAGGUUGGAAGUAUAAUUGGAAAGAAAGGGGAAACGGUAAAAAAGAUGCGAGAAGAGAGCGGAGCACGAAUCAAUAUUUCUGAGGGGAACUGUCCGGAGAGAAUUGUCACCAUCACUGGACCAACAGACACCAUCUUUAAGGCUUUUGCUAUGAUUGCCUACAAAUUUGAGGAGGACAUAAUCAAUUCCAUGAGCAACAGCCCAGCAACCAGCAAGCCCCCAGUCACCUUAAGGCUUGUCGUGCCAGCCAGCCAGUGUGGCUCCCUCAUAGGUAAAGGAGGCUCCAAAAUAAAAGAAAUGAGAGAGUCCACAGGGGCCCAGGUUCAGGUGGCAGGAGACAUGCUGCCCAACUCCACAGAACGUGCAGUGACAAUCUCUGGAACCCCAGAAGCCAUCAUCCAGUGUGUCAAACAGAUCUGUGUGGUCAUGCUGGAGUCUCCACCAAAAGGUGCCACCAUCCCUUAUCGCCCAAAGCCCGCCUCCACGCCGGUCAUUUUUUCCGGUGGCCAGGCCUAUACAAUUCAGGGACAGUACGCCAUACCACACCCAGAUCAGUUGACCAAGCUCCACCAGUUGGCUAUGCAGCAAACCCCCUUUACCCCUCUCGGACAGACCACCCCUGCUUUCCCUGGUUUGGAUGCCAGUCCACCAGCCAGCACCCAUGAACUCACCAUUCCCAAUGAUCUAAUAGGCUGCAUCAUUGGACGCCAGGGAACCAAAAUAAAUGAGAUUCGACAGAUGUCUGGGGCGCAGAUCAAAAUUGCGAACGCCAUGGAGGGCUCGUCGGAGCGCCAGAUCACCAUAACAGGGACUCCUGCUAACAUCAGCCUGGCCCAGUAUCUCAUCAAUGCCAGGUUCAGGGACGUGGCUGCCAUGUGGAAUGACCCCUCAUCCAUGACUACAUCCUGAAGUCACAACCAAAUCUGCUUCUGUUUGCAGAAGUUAACAUCAAAACCGUCGCUUCACAAUAAACCUCUAUGUGUUGUCCCACUGCACUUCCCUAAGACUCCCAUGGUUCUGCAAAACACUUUAGCAUUAGCCUGUGGGAGACCUAUAGUAAGAGUCAGACUAACAGCACAGGGAUUUGUUUUAAAUGGAUGUAGCCAGUGUAUUGUUAAAAAUAGUUUGACAUUUUGGGAUAUUCAGUUAUUAUUAUUAUCAUGAUAAGUAUUGCUUGGAGUUCGAUAAGAAGGUUCCAUUCUCAUCUCUGUCAGUUAGCCUACAUAUAAAGGUAGAUUCAAGAGAUGAUUAGCUUCGCCUGGUAAAGGCUGGAAAUUGCUAACCUGGCUCUGUUCAAAAGUUACAAAAUCUGCAUACCAGCACCCUCUAAAGGCCACCAAAGCCUUGUUUACAGUGUAUAGUUUAUCUUAACCUUUCCUAGAUUUGGUACAGGACUGGGUGGAGAAAAAAAUGCAUUGGUUGCAAUCACUUGGUUAGGGUUAGGGUUGGGCUUGGGCUUGGGGUUAGGGUGAGAUGCGACAUGGGACUUCUUGCACAAACCCGCUUGAAGUCCUGUAUUGCGCAAGUGACAAGUCUGUGACAAUACAUUUGUUUGAACUUCUAGUAUCAACCUUGCUUGCUUGGAAUCAUGACCAAAGUGGUACCAAAAAAAUUAUCAGGGACAAGGUGCUAUCUACAACUUUUGCUGAUGGAAAACCAAGAAAAAGCAAGUUGAGUUGAGCAGAGCCAUGUUUCAUUUAGUUCUGAAAAUACAGCAGACCUAAGCAUGGUGAUUGGUAUUCACAUGGAUAACAGUACUCCCAAAGGUCACUGCUCCUAUCAAAGACAUAGUUUGGCCAGAAUAACAAAGAAAUAAUGUACAUAGUUAAGGUGACAUCAUCCAUUGGUUUGUGGGCUCCCAUUCUGACACUUCAAGUUCAGAGUUACAGCCAAUGCUGUCUUAGAUUUUUGGAGCCGGAAGUGACCAUAUUUGGGUGAAAGGCUGGCACUGUAGAGGAGUGAGGGGUGGAUCUGACUGCGAAGCCUAUGACACUAUGCAGCCUUCCAACCAAAGUGGCCCUACCUUAAUUAUGCAUAACUUAAAACCUUCAUAAAAUGUAAAUAGGUGACUGAUAGAGAAAUCGACCACCAAACAGAUGUCAUGAAGAGGAAAAUUAGCCCAAUUUUUUUGCAUCAGACUGUACACACACAGUAUUUCUGUUGUAAAGCUGGACAUCUGGGUUCUGUGGCCUCUAGUGGCCAUUAGAGGAACUGCAUUUUUUGGCUUGUUUUUGUGUGUGUCUGCUUCAGCUUUCAGUCCUGGAGGCUGUUGCUUGAGUUUGUCACAUAAUUUAAUUUUUUGCACAUCAGUUUUUCUAAGAAUUAAAAACAAACACACUCACAAAGUAAGUUUUACAUGUUUUACAAGUUUUACUCUGCUACCUAAAAACAGAGCCAGAGCCAGGCUAACUGUUUGCAGUAUUUAUUCUAAGCUAAGCUUACCAUCUCCUGGUUUUAACAUGAGAAUAGUACAGAUCUUGUCUUAGUGCAACAAGUUUAUAAGCAUAUUUCCCAAAAUGUCGCACUAUAUAUCUACAAGUAUUUAUUUAGCAUGCCUCAUUCCUACAAAUAUAUUGUGUUUUUUUGUCAUUACUACAGUAUAGUAGCUACUUUUGCCAAUUUAGUCCUAUUGUGUCUUGAAAGAGUAAAAUGCAUAAAAACUGUAAAAUAAACAAAAAAGCUAAGAAAAAAAGGACAAAACACAUGACUGCCACUUGAGCAAUGCUGUUAGAAAGAAGAGUGAUGUGAUGCCUCUGUCAGGGAAUCAGCAAUUUCUACACUGAACGUUUUUCAUGACACCACCAUUCUUUUCUGCCCACUGCAUGGCUUCAUGAGGGGGUUCGAAUUGCAUGGUUAUGUUACCAUAUUUUUCUUUUAAAAAGUUACAAUGUUUUAUGUGAAAAGGUACAAUAAAAAUAUGGUAUCAAAUCUGUGUAAAACCACAAAACAAAUAUUUGAGCUCAAAGCCAGCCAUUGCAGCAUAACUUUCACUCUCAAGCGAAAGUUCUUCUUUCACAGCUGUUUUAUUUUUUCUCUGUCUGCCUCCCUACCCUUCCCUCCUCCCUGCUCCUCCUCCUCCCCCACCUCCCCUGAACUGUUCUAGGCUGACGACUGAAGUCACUGGAAUGGGCACACUCUAAUUUCUACCCAUCUUCCCUCAGUGCAUCACAUGACCUUUGAGCAAAUGGCAUUGCACCUAUAAAUUCAUUAUUUCUCUGUAUUUUGACUGUCCUGAUAUUUAAGUGACUUUAACCUUUAUGAUUUCUAGUAUUUACUGUAAACACAUGUAUCUGCACUGUCACUAGGAUUUCUCACACCUCUCCGAAACCCUGUUGUUUCUGUUUCUGAAAGGUCGCUUUACUUUUUUGACACUCUAGUACCUUUCAUGGCAUCUCACGCACUGCUCGUCUUUGUUUUUUCCUCAUGUUUUAGCACCUCACUGUACUUUCUUUCUUGCACUGCAGACACCUGAAAGUAAAUGCAAAUUAAACCUAAAAAAUGGUAUAGAAAUUCAAACCAAGGUUGCCCCUUUCUCCACCCCUCAUUCUAAUGUGUAGAACAUUUUUAUUUCAUAUUCAAACAACCUGUGUCAAUAAGCAACCCUAAAUCAGGUAUUUUAUUCCAGUUUAGCACAUAUACACUGUGCUUUAUUGUGUGCCUGUAGACUUUUGCCUGCGUCUCUGAGUGUUGUAUGCACACUAUAGAUUGAUCUGCAUGACACACAAAACCGACUGCAUUUCCAAUUUAUUUCAAAAUCAAACAGCUAGAAACAAAAUCUGAAUGGUGAAAGGGAACACGCUAUGAACAGUCUAUUCUAAUGUGUCACUCUGACUCCGAUCUGAAAUGACCUCAUCGGCGCAGGUCAAUAAACAUCCACUGUAAUACACAGAUAUCCGUCUUUCCGAGUUCUUAUGUAAGACCUGACACAAAGGUUGGUUGGGAAAAAAAAUGGAAAUUAGCCAAGUACAUGACAGCAGUGAAGAGAGAAAUCCAAAUGCAUGCUAGAAAUAAAGCCUUCUUUAUUCGCCCAUACUCCACCAACAUCAUAUAAUCAUGUUAUUCAUGCUGCCAUCAUAACAGCUAUGUAUAAGAGGCAUGGGCUGUAUAGAAAGAGCUGAGAACUGAAGUAUAUAUUUACACUUAAUUAAAGGUUGGGCUGUUUUUCACACCUGUUGGCCAACAUCAAGCCAUUCCAGACUGUGUAUCUGGUUAGCAUGUAUGACUCAUUUUGUUGCAUAUGUAUCUAAAAUGAAGUACCUUUUGGUUUUGCAGGUUAUGUCAGUCCAUCAAGCUACCUACGUGCAAGGUUACAUAUACAUUUACGUAUGAGUCUCUGCAGUUGCCAUGUAAUACAGAAUCUCCUAGGUUACACCACAUUGUAUGUGUUUCAGCUUGCCUCACUAACAAAUGCACACACCCCAACCUGCAUCAAUGUUCAAACUGAAGCUGAAUGUAUUUCAAAAUCUUUUUUUAAUACUUUUAAUUCAUUCUCAUACUGGAUUUAAACAUCUUCAAUGGUGUAUUUUCAACCAUACACUUAAAUGAAUACGCAAGAAUAUAAUGCAGAACGAUGAAUAUAGUAGAGUAGAAAUACUUAUUUAUCGAAAAUUAAACAUUUUUAAGUUAGGGCAGUUUACUCUGAAAUUGAUGUCUGUUACAGAUGACCGAAUUUAUCAUGCUAGAUACAUCCGAUGUUAUUUCAUCUGAUUAUUUUGUGUUUUGUUACAUAUCAAAUAUAAACCAAGACUUUAACGUAUGUUCUGCAAACAUUUGAAUGUACACCAAGUUCUCACCCCCAACUCGUCAAAUACAGCAGCUCGGUCAGUGUCCCUAAGCUUCAUUUUUUGACACUCUAGGUACCCCUCUAACAUCAGUUUUGGACGUUGAGGGAUGGUGUGUCAAAAUAAACUUCCUUGUUCACAGAAAACAUUACAGGAGUCAAGGUGAUGUCACAACAUCACCGCCAGUUUUUGUUUGGCGUAAGGGGGGUUUACUCUGUUCUAUACACUGCAAAAUCACGAUGAGGACUUAAUUUUUUUUUUUUUUUUUUAUUUUCUUUUGUGGUUAGUUUCACAAUCUUGAGUAACAAUUUGUUUGAAGAGGCCAGCAUGGCAAAAUGGCCAACAUGGUAAAAUGACCAACAUGGAGUUUGAUAUCUUGAAGCCCUUUCUGGUGAUACAAAGGCAAGAUAUGGCCCCGAUCAGUCUUCAAUCAUGCCGAGGUUGUUUCAGUAGAUACCACUACCUUUGUGCAAGCUUAAAAAAUGAGUGAAAAACUUCAUAUCAUUAUUAUAUGGAUUAUCUGUAUGAAAUUUGUGUAGUAGGAGAUUGUGUAGAACAGACAUAAGUGUGAUUUGCCUUGGGGGGGCACGGCCUGUUUUAGUUGUCCCCAUCUCUAUUUAUGUGAGCUAUUGCUAUGUCCAUCACUCACUUUUUUCCUUACAAUUCCUCAUAGCUUUAUCUAGUCUGGUUGGAUGUCAGGCCAGUCAACCCCCAGCUCUUCAGCAUGUUAACUCUGUUGUUAUGAAGACAAUGGUCUUCAUUUGCUGCAUGUCUGAGCAAUUCUCUGCACUGCUACAAACAAUGCUGUAAAUUAUCUUUUCCCAUGCCAUAGUUGUGUAGCAACAACAGGUCAAAGUUGACUUUAAGAAUAGGUUUUGUCAUCAAAACUACUUUAGGUUCAGGCAGCCAAACUCCUUGGUUAUAAUUAGGAUAAACAUCAUGGCUUGGGUUCAAAUAAGUAUCUUGAUGGUUUUUUUUUUUUUUUUACAUGACUUAAAGUAAUUUAAGGAGUCUGUCAUGUGAUGAAUGUUAAGCAACGUAUAUGACACUUAUGUCAGGUGAUGGUAAAAACAUUAUGUAAUAGGAAAAAGUCAAAACUUGCUUUUGGUUUCACACAGAAUUUGAACAGUUUCCUGGGUGACAUUCCUGUGUUUGUUUGACCCAUCCCUCAAUGGCACUCUAUGUGGACUCUCAGUCUUCAUUUUCAGCAGUUAGUUAAGAUGCUGUAUUUGACGCCCUGGCAAUGAGAACAGGCUAAAAUCGAUGGUUUUCCCAGCAUCUGCGGCUCUCAUUUCAAAUUAUAAGCUACAAGAUUGUUUUAAAAAAAAAAAAAAUAUCAAUCACUUGACAGUCAAACAUGACACUACAACAAGUAAUAUGAUGUUAAUCUGAUGGCUGUGUGUUACUGAUUGCAGGUAGCUACAAUUCUGAAUCCACCUUAUCGUCAUACAAUUACACAUUUUUCUCCCAAAGCCUGGAUAUGCAUUACUCACCAUGAUAACUAUAAAAACAGUAUUUGGGGAAUAUUAUUUGCAGCAUUGCAGUUUAGGCUCAGGAACUUGGCCUUUGGUUAGAAUUGAAUAUACGUCAGUUGUGAGUCUGAUACGUUGUAUUUGUUUGAAACAAGGCUGCUUUACAUUACUACAUUUACAUUUUACAUUUACACAUUGCUUCACAUUUACAUAUGAAUGUAAAAUCUGUACAUUAGCGAUCAUCUGGCUGCAUCCAGAUGAUGAAACAAGAAUUGCUGAGUGAGGGCUAGCAGAUUUUUAAUGUGUCAUAUAAAAAUGUUCCGUCAUCUACAGAAUCAGAUCUUUAAAGCAGUUUGAUGUCUUCUGUAAAGUUCACAUUGAUGGUUGUGUUUGUAGGCUAAAGGUGUCUGCUGGUUGUGUGCAGGCAGGCAGGCCAGCCAAGACACAGUCAUGCUACUUCACAGUUUGAUUGAUUUGCAAACUUCUCAGUUGCCUUUUGAUUGUCAUAUCUUUCACAAUCAUGGCAUGUGCUCAUCAUUCUACAAUGCCGUACGAGUCAAACACCUCUUGUUAAGUUGCUUUUGUCAUUUUACCUUUACAUUAACACUUUUUUUGUUACUGUGCUAGAGCAGCAAAAAAUUAAAGGCUAGCACUACAUGAUGCUGUUUUAAGAAAAGUGUCUGAUCAUGUUUAGGUUUUAUCAUUUGCUUCUUAAAGGUCUGUAUUGGUUUUAUUAUUAUUUAUUGAGGUUGAGUCUGAAAUGUUUUGUAAAAAGAAGAG